CCCGGCGGCGUGAGCGUCCCGGCUCGAGCGGCCGGAGAGGACGGAGCGGCGGUCGCGCUGAGCGGGAUGCUGGCACGUGUGUCCUGGUCCCCGACGCCCUUCUGCGGGCCUAGCCAGCCGAGCCGUCCCGCGGCGGGACAGCGGGGGAGCCUUCUCUCACAGAACUGCAGGCGUCCUCGGUGAGUUGUGUCAUGGUUAUUUAAGGAACCUCACCUAGAAGUCCCCACACGCAGCCCCCCAUCGCCGGGAAGGCGCGGACGCCGAGAUGAUCAUAAAGGAGUACCGCAUCCCCCUGCCCAUGACGGUGGAGGAGUACCGCAUCGCCCAGCUCUACAUGAUACAGAAGAAGAGCCGCAACGAGACGUAUGGCGAAGGCAGCGGCGUGGAGAUCCUGGAGAACCGGCCGUACACGGACGGCCCCGGCGGCUCCGGGCAGUACACACACAAGGUGUACCACGUGGGCAUGCACAUCCCCAGCUGGUUCCGCUCCAUCCUGCCCAAGGCGGCCCUGCGGGUGGUGGAGGAGUCCUGGAAUGCCUACCCCUACACGCGAACCAGGUUCACUUGCCCUUUCGUGGAGAAAUUCUCCAUCGACAUCGAAACCUUUUAUAAAACCGACGCAGGAGAAAACCCCAACGUGUUCAACCUGUCUCCCGUGGAAAAGAACCAGCUGACAAUUGACUUCAUCGACAUCGUCAAGGACCCCGUGCCCCCCAACGAAUAUAGGACAGAAGAAGACCCCAAGCUGUUCCACUCGACCAAGACCCAGCGGGGGCCCCUGUCUGACAACUGGAUCGAGGAGCACAAGCAGCGGGUGUCCCCCAUCAUGUGCGCCUACAAGCUGUGCAAGGUGGAGUUCCGCUACUGGGGCAUGCAGUCCAAGAUCGAGAGGUUCAUCCACGACACAGGCCUGCGGAAGGUGAUGGUCCGCGCGCACAGGCAGGCCUGGUGCUGGCAGGACGAGUGGUACGGGCUGAGCAUGGAGAACAUCCGGGAGCUGGAGAAGGAGGCGCAGCUCAUGCUGUCUCGGAAGAUGGCCCAGUUCAUCAAGGACGGCGAGGAGGCCGUGGAGCUGGUCAAGGGCGAUGCCGGCCAGGGCCAGGCGCCCGGGGAGCCCCCGCCGCCAGGCAGCGGCAGCGAGCCCCUGGUCGGCCGGGGCCUGAAGAAGCAGUGGUCCACAUCCUCCAAGUCGUCGCGGUCGUCCAAGCGCGGAGCCAGCCCCUCCCGCCACAGCAUCUCCGAGUGGAGGAUGCAGAGCAUCGCGCGGGACUCGGACGAGAGCUCAGAUGACGAGUUCUUCGACGCGCACGAGGACCUGUCCGAUUCGGAGGAAAUGUUCCCCAAGGACAUCACCAAGUGGAACUCCAAUGACCUCAUGGACAAAAUCGAAAGCCCUGAGCCGGAGGACACGCAAGAUGGCCUGUACCGCCAGAGCACCCCCGAGUUCAGGGUGGCCUCCAGCGUGGAGCAGCUGAACAUCAUCGAGGACGAGGUCAGCCCGCCGCUGGCCACGCCGCCCUCCAAGGUCCACGUGCUGCUGCUGGUGCUGCACGGAGGCACCAUCCUGGACACGGGUGCCGGGGACCCCAGCUCCAAGCGGGGCGACGCCCACACCAUCGCCACCGUGUUCGACACUGUCAUGCGCGUGCACUACCCCAGCGCCCUGGGCCGCCUCGCCGUCCGCCUGGUGCCCUGCCCGCCCGUCUGCGCCGAUGCCUUCGCCCUGGUCUCCAACCUCAGCCCCUACAGCCACGACGAAGGCUGCCUGUCCAGCAGCCAGGACCACAUCCCGCUGGCCGCCCUGCCCCUGCUGGCCACCUCCUCGCCACAGUACCAGGAGGCGGUUGCCACGGUGAUCCAGCGGGCCAACCUCGCCUAUGGGGACUUCAUCAAGUCCCAGGAGGGUGUGACCUUCAAUGGGCAGGUCUGCCUGAUCGGGGACUGCGUCGGGGGCAUCCUGGCCUUUGACGCCUUGUGCUGCAGCAGCCAGCCGGUGUCGGAGAGUCAGAGCAGCAGCCGCAGGGGCAGCGUGGCCAGCGUGCAGGACACUGACCUGCUGUCCCCGGGCACCCUGGUGAAUUCGUCGCAUGGCGGCGGCGGCGGCGGCAGUGGCGGCGGCAGCAGCAGCCUGGAGAACAGCAGGCACCUGAGCCGCAGCAACAUUGACAUCCCCCGUAGCAACGGCACCGAGGACCCCAAGAGGCAGCUGCCCCGCAAGCGGAGUGACACGUCCACCUACGAGCUGGACACCAUCCAGCAGCACCAGGCCUUCCUGUCCAGCCUCCACGCGAGCGUGCUGAGGCUCGAGCCCGGCUCCCGCCGCUCCAGCAGCUCCACCGUGCUGGAUGGCGCGGGGGCCCUGGGCAAGUUCGACUUCGAGAUCGCUGACCUCUUCCUCUUCGGAUGCCCACUGGGGCUGGUCCUGGCCUUGAGGAAGACUGUCAUCCCCACCCUGGACGUUUUCCAGCUGCGGCCGGCCUGCCAGCAAGUCUACAACCUGUUUCACCCCGCGGACCCGUCGGCCUCGCGCCUGGAGCCUCUGCUGGAACGGCGAUUCCACGCCCUGCCGCCCUUGAGCAUCCCCCGCUACCAGCGCUACCCGCUGGGCGACGGCUGCUCCACAUUGCUGGUCGAGACCGUGCAGAGAAGCCCCGAGCUGGUCCUGGAGGGCGGCCCCCUGGCCCCUCUCCCUCCCGGGGAUGGCUUCCUGGAAACCAGCAUCCCAGUUCCCGCGCUCACCUGGCAGGAUGGGCCCGGGCCCAGCCCGGGCUGUGCUGAGUCGGAGGCCCUCCAGACCCAUAACACGGUCUUCCAAGAGCAUGUGGCCCCCUCCUCGCCUGGCGCGGCCCCCGCCACCCGAGGCUUCCGUCGAGCCAGCGAGAUCAGCAUCGCUAGCCAGGUGUCCGGCAUGGCUGAGAGUUACACCGCGUCCAGCAUUGCCCAAAAGUCCCCGUCGGCGCUCAGCCAUACCCCCAGCGUCAGGCGCCUGUCCCUGCUCGCCCUGCCCUCCCCACACCCCUCCACCCCGGGCCCCCGCCCCCUGGCCAGGCGGGCGUACCCCUGUCUCCCCGAUUUGGACGUCGGAGAAGUUGCUGCAAAGUGGUGGGGCCAGAAGCGGAUAGACUACGCCCUGUACUGCCCCGACGCCCUGACCGCCUUCCCCACGGUGGCCCUGCCACACCUCUUCCACGCCAGCUACUGGGAGUCAACGGAUGUGGUCUCCUUCCUGCUGAGACAGGUCAUGAGGCACGACAGCUCCAGCAUCUUGGAGCUCGACGGCAAGGAGGUCUCGGUGUUCACCCCCUCGAAGCCGAGAGAGAAGUGGCAGCGCAAGAGGACGCAUGUGAAGCUGCGGAACGUGACAGCCAACCAUCGGAUCAAUGAUGCGGUUGCCAACGAGGAUGGCCCGCAGGUUCUGACGGGCCGGUUCAUGUACGGGCCCCUGGACAUGGUCACCCUAACUGGGGAGAAGGUGGACGUGCACAUCAUGAUGCAGCCGCCCUCCGGCGAGUGGCUGUACAUGGACACGCUGGUGACCAACAGCAGUGGGCGCGUCUCCUAUACCAUCCCCGAGACGCACCGCCUGGGCGUGGGUGUCUACCCCGUCAAGAUGGUGGUCAGGGGAGACCACACCUUUGCCGACAGCUACAUCACCGUGCUGCCCAAGGGCACAGAGUUCGUGGUCUUCAGUAUCGAUGGCUCCUUUGCCGCCAGUGUGUCCAUCAUGGGCAGUGACCCCAAAGUGCGGGCGGGAGCCGUGGAUGUGGUGCGGCACUGGCAGGACCUGGGCUACCUCAUCAUCUACGUGACGGGCCGGCCUGACAUGCAGAAGCAGCGGGUGGUGGCGUGGCUGGCCCAGCACAACUUCCCCCACGGCGUGGUGUCCUUCUGCGACGGCCUGGUGCACGACCCGCUGCGGCACAAAGCCAACUUCCUGAAGCUGCUCAUCUCCGAGCUGCACCUGCGCGCCCACGCAGCUUAUGGCUCCACCAAGGAUGUGGCGGUCUACAGCUCCAUCAGCCUGUCCCCCAUGCAAAUCUACAUCGUGGGCCGGCCCACCAAGAAGCUCCAGCAGCAGUGCCAGUUCAUCACCGACGGCUACGCGGCCCACCUGGCCCAGCUCAAGUACAACCACCGGGCGCGGCCGGCCCGCAACACGGCCACCCGCAUGGCGCUGCGCAAGGGCAGCUUCGGCCUGCCCGGCCAGAGCGAUUUCCUGCGCUCCCGGAACCACCUGCUGCGGACCAUCUCGGCCCAGCCCAGCGGGCCCGGCCUCAGGCAUGAGCGGACGCAGAGCCAGCCGGACAGCGAGCAGCGCGGCCAGCGCAGCAUGAGCGUGGCUGCCGGCUGCUGGGGCCGGACCAUGGCUGGCCGGCUCGAGCCAGGGUCAGCCUCGGGCCCCAAGUAGGGCAUCCUCGGUGAGGCACUGUGGUCUCCAUGGUGCUAGGCCAGGCGGCCAGCCUGCCAGGAGGCCUGGCCUGGGCACAUGCCAUCGGCUGGGAACAAACUUGUCCCAGGGCGCAGCAGAGGACACCGGCUGUGCCACACACAGCCCUUCUGGCCCUGCCUCACGUCCUAGGGCCUGGAAGGCUUCCGGCUUGUCAUCAAAGCUGGCAAGACAACCAGCCUCAGGAUGACAGAGGGACCAGGACCCCCGACGUGGAUGGGCCUUGGCGGUACUCGUGGCCAGCUGCCUUGUGUUGACCUCGCAGCAUCCUCAUGCCAGGCCUGGGCCCAGCCAGCCACCCCCCUGGCCACUAGCUUGACACCUCUGUCCCCUCUCACUUGGUAGCAGCUCCAGCGGGGGACAGCCUGCUUCUUGGGAGCUCAACUUCCUCAACUCUCCAACCUCACUGGUUUUGCACUGAUUUUUGAGAGCAGAGACCCGUCACUCUCUCCUGUGGCUGCAGACCAUUCACAUGCACGGAAAGCUGGCCUUUGCCGCCCGGGACCGGUCGCCUCGCAGAGGCUCGGGGGCGGCAAAGCCCUGUGCGCACAAGAGAAAGGCCACAUCCUACUUCUGCAGCUGCGCCUGACCAUAGCAGCCCCAGACCCCUGCCCACCUGCCCCGGCUGGAGCCCAGGGAGGCUAUGGGCCUGGCGUGGCCGCCGGCUCUGGGCACAGCCCAGGCGGUGAGGCCGGUGAAGACCGGGGCCAGCUCCCGAGAAGCCCUGCCUCGGCCUGCGGGGCCCGGCCCUGCUUCCACUCCUUGCCUGCCAUCAGUCAAGGCCCCAAGCCUUGGCCCUCCCGCAUUUCUACACCUUUCUACUUCUCCGAUAGUCUGAUUUCUACAAGGUUUUUUUAAAUGAGCAAUCCUCGGCUGCUUCCUUUUCUUAACUCUUUCAGUACCAAGCGCAGCCCCUCCCCAUGGCAACCACCCAGCACUGUGACGGAGUCCAGCCUGGUUCUGGGUCCGGCCUCCUGCCCGCGCAGUGGGGUGUGGGCCCCCUGCCUCACCUGGCCCGUUAAUUCCACUGAAUUUCUACUCUGGGGCGGGUGGGGCACACACUUCAGUUUUUUAAAUGCCAAUCCCAUUCCGAUGCCCAGUCUAAGAAGCCGCAACUCCCAUUGUUAGCUCUUAAGGACAGGCAGCCAUGGCUCUCUGUCCUCCCUGGUCAAGCCAAGCUGUCCUGGUCACUGGGUCUGCGUGUCAGCCCUCGCUCCCCAGAACCGACUCCAGGCUCAGCUGUGGCACACGGCUCGCGGGGGCCCCUCUUUGGCUCCUCCGCUUGCCUCGAGGCGGGGAGCCCGCCUGGGAUCGGCCAGCCAGUCAGCCACAGGCUCCCCGUCUGAGAAGCUGAUGCCGACGUGGAUACGGCUUCGGGGCCACACGGGGUGGGAUGGGAGCGCGCUGAUGGAUGUGAACAUUUUCCCGUGUGUAGAUAUGUACAGCCAAAGGGUUGUGUAAAUGUUCUGCAAAAGUGGGUCUAUACAGAGUGAAAGCUAUUUAUUUUGUGCAGAGAAAAACGUCUGGAGGGAUGGGACCUUCAGGGUUUAUUCAUAUUUAAGAUGUAGCUUUUUGUUGUUGUUUCAGGCGUUAUGUAUAAAGCAACGAUUAUUUUACGGACCGAGUUUUAAUGUAACUGUUGCAGUGAAAGUGCAAUACCUGACCCCUCUGCUCCCCAGUGGGAAAUCGCUCGGCCGACAAUCACGCCCCACCAGGGGCCCCCGGCUAGUGCCUCCUCCUCUCUCGGCCCCGCCUCACCCCAUCUGGCCCACCGCCUGGAUGACCGGCCAUCUGGAGAAACACCUGGAAGAGUCUCGGGCCCGCCCGCAAUAAAGGCUGAGGCGCCCUGGCCAGGGGAGGCCAUGUGGGCAGCGGGCAGCCCCCCACAGCUCCGCGCCCCGCCUUCCCGCCCAGCCGCCAGCCACGCCAAGGACAACAGCAAUAGCCCCGGGGCCUCUCCCAGCGGCCCUUAGCCAUAGGUGGUGAGAGGGGCAGCCCACCCUCCCUGUCGAUGUCUCUUCUGUAUCCAGGUCUGCUUCCUGCCUCCCUCAAGAUUCCUUUUGGCACAGUCUCCUCCUGAGGAAGCAGCAGUUUUCCAGAAACUGAGAGAGGGAGGACAGAGCCCUUUAAAACUACCAACAAUGUUUACAGCGUUGGGUGCUGAGCUGCAGCGCUCGGGCCUGACCGGUCGCUACCAAAGGGUGGGGCGGGCCUUGCUGGCUGCCACCCGCCAGGCCCGGUAGAGUAGAAGCCUUAGUCCCGCCCCCGCGCCCAGGACUGCGCCUCAGCCCGCCCCCCACGCCUGGCCACCUGCCUUCUCUCAUUUCUCAAGAGGGUUCAGCAGAGACCCCACGCCCUGCCCAGCUCGACCCGAGCUGCCCACCGCCCGCCACGUCGGUCUUUGCGUCAGCCCCCUCCUGUCUAUCUGUCCAGCUGUGUGUGAGCUGUCCUGACGUGCCCCGCCCGCCCUUGCU
Messenger RNA from Pteronotus mesoamericanus, 6921 nucleotides. RefSeq names its product phosphatidylinositol transfer protein membrane associated 2 (gene PITPNM2). The record is from RefSeq and is a predicted model, not a curated record. Gene Ontology annotation, biological process: phospholipid transport. NCBI's taxonomy places the organism in Eukaryota, Metazoa, Chordata, Mammalia, Chiroptera, Mormoopidae. The transcript has 27 exons. Gene Ontology annotation, molecular function: metal ion binding; phosphatidylinositol binding; phosphatidylcholine intramembrane carrier activity. Bases 266 to 4408 code for a protein of 1380 amino acids. Gene Ontology annotation, cellular component: cytoplasm.